Messenger RNA from Phacochoerus africanus (Common warthog), 1194 nucleotides. RefSeq names its product ganglioside induced differentiation associated protein 1 like 1 (gene GDAP1L1). NCBI's taxonomy places the organism in Eukaryota, Metazoa, Chordata, Mammalia, Artiodactyla, Suidae. The transcript is spliced from 6 exons. Bases 65 to 1168 code for a protein of 367 amino acids. The record is from RefSeq and is a predicted model, not a curated record.
GGGCGAGAGAGCCGCCGCCACCCGCCGGAGCCUCCCUCUUUCCUCCCUCCGCUUUCGGGCUGUCAUGGCGACCCCCAACAACCUGACCCCCACCAACUGCAGCUGGUGGCCCAUCUCGGCGCUGGAGAGCGAUGCGGCCAAGCUGGUCGAGGCUCCCGACGCACCCGCCGCGGCCAGCCACGCCCAUUGGCCCAAGGAGAGCCUGGUUCUGUACCACUGGACCCAGUCCUUCAGCUCGCAGAAGGUGCGGCUGGUGAUCGCCGAGAAGGGCCUGGCGUGUGAGGAGCGGGACGUGAGCCUGCCGCAGAGCGAGCACAAGGAGCCCUGGUUCAUGCGGCUCAACCUGGGCGAGGAGGUGCCGGUCAUUAUCCACCGCGACAACAUCAUCAGCGACUAUGACCAGAUCAUCGACUACGUGGAGCGCACGUUCACAGGAGAUCACGUGGUGGCGCUGAUGCCAGAGGCCGGCAGCCCGCAGCACGCACGGGUGCUGCAGUACCGUGAGCUGCUGGACGCGCUGCCCAUGGACGCCUACACGCACGGCUGCAUCCUGCACCCAGAGCUCACCACCGACUCCAUGAUCCCCAAGUACGCCACGGCCGAGAUCCGCAGACAUUUAGCCAACGCCACCACGGACCUCAUGAAACUGGACCAUGAAGAGGAGCCCCAGCUCUCUGAGCCCUACCUUUCUAAACAGAAGAAGCUCAUGGCCAAGAUCCUGGAGCACGAUGAUGUGAGCUACCUGAAGAAGAUCCUCGGGGAGCUGGCCAUGGUGCUGGACCAGAUCGAGGCUGAGCUGGAGAAGAGGAAGCUUGAGAACGAGGGGCAGAAAUGUGAGCUGUGGCUCUGCGGCUGUGCCUUCACCCUCGCCGAUGUCCUCCUGGGGGCCACCCUGCACCGCCUCAAAUUCCUGGGACUGUCCAAGAAAUACUGGGAGGACGGCAGCCGGCCCAACCUGCAGUCCUUCUUCGAGCGCGUCCAGAAACGCUUUGCCUUCCGGAAAGUCCUCGGCGACAUCCACACCACACUGCUGUCCGCUGUCAUCCCCAAUGCGUUCCGGCUGGUCAAGCGGAAACCCCCAUCUUUCUUUGGGGCGUCCUUCCUCAUGGGCUCCCUGGGUGGGAUGGGCUACUUUGCCUACUGGUACCUCAAGAAAAAAUACAUCUAAACCAGGCCCCGGGCUUGGUGUCUUGA